GCCUCGUGUGUCGCUCUGUUUCGUUGCAGCUCGCAACGCUGUGCUCUCCCCUUCUUCCUCUGCUCACUACCGCUCAAAUCGAACAAUUGGCUGCUGGUCAAGCCAAGCAAGUCGACUUUGCAAGCCUCGCCCGUCAGUCACAAGCCAGCCAACCCCGCCAGUCAUCCUACUCGACGUGAAGAGUAAAACUUCCAGACCUAUUGAUUACCUGCCCAAACAUGUUUGCCAUCAAGCUCAUCACCGUCAUCGGCCUCAUCGCCAGCGCUAAAGCCCGCAAUGCUCACUCGGAAAUGGCUCGUGCGAUCGAAGAGCGUUCGGCUAGCCCGGUCCCUCUGAUGGAACAUCACCGACCGCACUACAAGCGGACGCUCGCUCCUAGUACCUUUGGUGCCCUCGGAAGUAUGCUGGCCAAGAUCCCAGACGAUUGCGUGCCUUGCGUCACCACGAAAGACAUCCAACUCUCCGAAUGCUCACUCAACACUCGCUGUGAGGCUGCGCAACAGACGCUCGCCGUCUUUGAGCUCGACGUCGAUGUCUCAAAGCACAGCCAGUCGAAGGACGUCGGCUACGGCAUGUGCACCGCCUACAAGGAUUGCACCAUCACCAAAGACAUGCCACUCGUCGAUGCAGUAGGCAAGGCGGUCAUGGUCUGGCCCGCUGGAGGUCCCACCCAGAGUGCUGCUUUGGCGCUCAAGCAAAAGGCGAUCAACAUGGUCCUGCCUCGCGUCAAGACCGGCACGGGACCCGAUGGCACUGCAUUCUGGAAUUGCCCGACUGGGUGGUUGGACGACAUCAAGCAGGAGACGGGCUGUAUUAAUGAUCCCGGCAACGGCGGUUGCGCUUGCGAGAAGAGCAACGAGCAAGGCGUGUGGCACACUGGAAAGACAGACUGCCUCCCGCAUUGUGUACACGUGCUGGCGCUGAUAUGCAUCGCGCAUGAGGAUCCUUCGUCGCACUAUCCCGUGCGCAAUCUGCUACGUGGCAUGAUGAACAACACAAUGACGAUAUGUUGGAGCGCGUGA
Messenger RNA from Mixia osmundae IAM 14324, 1022 nucleotides. RefSeq lists its product as uncharacterized. The transcript has 7 exons. The record is from RefSeq and is a predicted model, not a curated record. NCBI's taxonomy places the organism in Eukaryota, Fungi, Basidiomycota, Mixiomycetes, Mixiales, Mixiaceae. Bases 219 to 1022 code for a protein of 267 amino acids.